Pichia kudriavzevii is the source of this 3222-nucleotide messenger RNA. RefSeq lists its product as uncharacterized. Gene Ontology annotation, cellular component: 90S preribosome; nucleolus. The transcript has a single exon. Gene Ontology annotation, biological process: rRNA acetylation involved in maturation of SSU-rRNA. Gene Ontology annotation, molecular function: ATP binding; 18S rRNA cytidine N-acetyltransferase activity; tRNA binding. NCBI's taxonomy places the organism in Eukaryota, Fungi, Ascomycota, Pichiomycetes, Pichiales, Pichiaceae. The coding region runs from base 1 to 3222 and encodes 1073 amino acids. The record is from RefSeq and is a predicted model, not a curated record.
AUGUCGACUAGUAUCAACAACACUAACAAGAAGAAGGUGCUUGACUCUCGUGUUCCGGCCCUUAUUAGGAAUGGCGUCGACACAAGACAAAGGUCAUUCAUCAUUAUGGUUGGUGAUAAAUCUAGAAAUCAGAUUCCCAAUCUUCAUUAUCUGAUGAUGAAUGCGAAUUUGAAAAUGAACAAGUCCAUUCUAUGGGCGUACAAGAAGAAAUUAUUAGGUUUUACAUCUAACAGGCUUAAUAGAGAGAAGAAAUUAAAGAAGGAUAUCAAGCGUGGUGUUAGAGAAGCCAAUGAUUUGGAUCCUUUUGAGGCGUUUCUUUCAAACAAUCAAAUUAGAUAUGUAUACUACAAGGAGACUGAAAAGAUUCUAGGUAAUACUUAUGGUAUGGUUGUUUUACAAGAUUUCGAAGGUUUAACUCCAAACUUAAUGGCCCGUACUAUUGAGACUGUUGAAGGAGGUGGUUUAGUUGUCAUGUUACUUAAAUCGAUGAAAUCCUUGAAGCAAUUAUACACAAUGACAAUGGAUGUUCAUAGUAGAUAUAGAACCGAAGCUCAUAAUGACGUUGUUUCUCGAUUCAAUGAACGUUUCUUACUAUCCCUCUCUGAUUGUGCCAACUGUUUAGUGGUCGAUGAUCAGCUAAAUGUUUUACCUAUCUCUGGUGCAAGGCACGUGAAGCGUUUACCUCCCAAGGACGAAGAUGAGAUUUCUCCUAAAGAGCAGGAACUGAAAGAGUUGAAGGAGAGUUUAGCAGAUACCCAACCUGCGGGCUCGCUUGUUUCGUUGGCUAAAACUGUCAAUCAAGCGGAGGCAAUCUUACGUUUUAUUGACGCUAUUGCUGAGAAAACUUUGAAUUCAACCGUUGCUCUGACCGCUGGUAGAGGUAGAGGUAAAUCUGCCUCCUUGGGUAUUGCUAUUGCAGCAGCUAUUGCCCAAGACUAUUCUAAUAUUUUUGUAACGUCACCAUCUCCAGAAAAUUUAAAGACAUUAUUUGAGUUUAUUUUCAAGGGUUUCGAUGCUAUUGGCUAUGUUGAACAUCAAGAUUAUGAUAUUAUUCAAUCAACCAAUCCUGCAUUCAACAAAGCUAUUGUUAGAGUUGAUGUUAAACGUGCGGGUCAUAGACAAACUAUCCAAUACAUUUCACCAACUGAUAACCAUGUCUUAGGUCAAGCAGAACUUUUGAUCAUUGACGAAGCAGCUGCUAUUCCUUUACCAUUAGUAAAGAAAUUGUUAGGUCCUUAUUUGAUAUUUAUGUGUUCUACGAUCAAUGGUUAUGAAGGUACAGGCCGUUCUCUUUCUCUAAAGUUGAUUCAACAAUUAAGAGACCAAUCCAAGAAUAUUAUUAAGGACAAUUCUCAAACACAAGUUGUUUCACGUGAUGACACUUCUGGAACAAAGGAAAUCGACAAUAUCUCGAUUUCAAAUCGUUCUUUGAUCGAGGUAGCAUUGGAUGAACCUAUUAGAUAUGCGCCAGGUGACCCUGUCGAGUCAUGGUUGAACAAGUUAUUAUGUCUUGAUGCCAAACUUCCAAAACAGACAAAAUAUGCCACCAGAGGUUGUCCACAUCCAUCGGAAUGUUCUUUAUUCUAUAUCAACCGUGAUACUUUAUUUUCUUAUGACCCAGUUUCAGAAUCUUUCCUUCAAAGAAUGAUGGCCUUAUUUGUUUCUUCUCACUAUAAGAAUUCUCCAAAUGAUUUACAAUUAAUGUCAGAUGCACCAGCACAUCAGUUGUAUGCCUUGUUUGGUCCCGAUGUUGGCAAGGACGCUUCCAUUCCAACCCCAUUGUGUGUGGUUCAAGUCGCUUUGGAAGGUGAGAUCUCCAAAGACAGUAUUCGUAGUAGUCUAAGCCGUGGUAUCAGAGCAGGUGGUGAUUUGAUCCCAUGGUUAAUUUCUCAACAAUUCCAAGAUGAAGAUUUUGCAAGUCUUUCUGGUGCUAGAAUUGUUCGUAUUGCAACCCAUCCUGAUUAUACGAAAAUGGGGUACGGUUCUAGGGCUCUUGAACUAUUAACAGAUUACUUUGAAGGUAAGUUUGCAUCGCUAGAUGAAGAUAACAAAACCUUAUCAGAUGACAAGUUUUCCAUUAAGCGUUUAACCGAUUCAGAAUUGGAAAAUGCAUCUGUCUCAUUAAAAGAUGAAAUUAAGCCUCGUAAGGAGGACGCAUUGCCACCAUUGUUUGUUAAUUUAGCACAUCAAAGACCUUACUACUUGCAUUAUUUAGGUGUUUCUUAUGGUUUAACUCAGCAACUUCAUAAAUUUUGGAAAAAGAGCGGUUACAGCCCGGUGUAUUUAAGACAGACUACAAAUGACUUAACCGGGGAACACACGUGUGUGAUGUUGAAAACUCUAGAAGGCCGUGAUGACAAAUGGUUACAUGCUUUCACCAAAGAUUUCCAUAAAAGAUUUAUCAAUUUACUGAGCUACAGUUUCUCAAAAUUCCCAUCUGUUCAGGCACUAAGUGUACUUGAGGCAUCGAGAGUUGAAGGUCAUAAAAAUGCUGCGACAUUUGAUAAGAAUGAACUCGAUAAAAUGUUAACACCAUUUGAUUUGAAGCGUCUUGAGUCUUACGCAAAUAACCUUAUUGAUUAUCACGUUAUUCUUGACUUAUUACCAUACAUAGCUUAUCAGUAUUUCAGUGAUAUAAUCCGUGAUGAAGUUUCUCUUUCUCAUGUUCAAAGUGCUAUUUUAUUAGCGAUUGGAUUGCAACAUAAAGAAUUGGACGAUAUUUCAAAGGAAUUAAACAUAGAAACAAACCAAUCUCUUGCUAUGUUCUCUAAAAUUGUUCGUAAGGUUUCACAAUACUUCCGUUCUUUGGUGAAGGAAUCAAUUGUUGAAGAGUUACCGGAAAUUGAUGAUGAUGAGAUGAAGGAGUUGAAUGGUGAGGAAAUUCCAACUGUCAAUGACGUUGAGGAAAUGGAAAGGGAGCUUGAAGCAGACCUUGCAGCUGCAGGUAACGAAGCGUUAGAAGAAAUCAGGGAACGUAAGGAAAAGCAAAAGGAACUGAUUAAUAACCUAAACUUGGAUAAAUAUAAAAUCACAGAUGUCUCUGACUGGUCCUCGGAUAAAAAGUCAAUUGACCGUGCAAUCAAAAAUAAGGGCACAGUAAGUCUUAAGAAAGGAUCAAAGAGAAAGCCUGCCGAAAGUGCAGAAGAUGUUUAUAAGAGUGAAAUGAAAGCCCUUGCAAAGGAUAAGAGCAAAUCUACUAGAGGUAAAAAGUCUAGAAAGUAA